Messenger RNA from Megachile rotundata (alfalfa leafcutting bee), 316 nucleotides. Its product is annotated as probable cytochrome P450 6a13. The record is from RefSeq and is a predicted model, not a curated record. Lineage: Eukaryota; Metazoa; Arthropoda; Insecta; Hymenoptera; Megachilidae.
GUUUAUUUCUAUCUUUCAGAAACAUUGAGGAAGUAUCCUCCAGUAGUUUUCCUAAAUCAUAUUUGUACAAAAGAUAUACAAAUAGAAACAACUGAUUUUCAUAUACCUACGGGAACUUCCAUAUUAAUACCUGUGUUUGGUAUUCAUCGGGAUCCUGACAUAUAUCCAGAUCCUGAUAAAUUUGAUCCAGAAAGAUUCUCGGAAGAGAAUGUGAAGGCUAGACAUCCUUAUGCUUAUUUACCAUUUGGCGAAGGACCGAGGAUUUGUAUCGGAUUAAGAUUUGGUCUGAUACAAACAAAAGUUGGGAUAAUAAGAA